AUGGCAACUGAAAGCGCACCAAAGGUCACUCUAUACUGGCUCGAAAAAUCCAGAGCCCAGCGCAUCAUCUGGCUCCUCGAAGAGUGCAAUGUCGACUACAACAUCGAAAUCCUUAAGCGCACGUCCGGAAUGCUCGCACCUCCCGAGCUCAAGAAGAUCCACCCUCUGGGCAAAUCUCCCGUCGUCAAAAUCAACGCUCCUGGCAGAACUAGUCCCGUGACUCUUGCCGAGUCUGGCUUCAUCACCGAAUACUUGACCGAGCACUUUGCUCCUCACCUCUUACCCAAGAGGUACGAGGACGGCAAGCAAGGACCUGGUCUCGAGACUGAAGAAUGGCUGCGCUACCGUUUCUUCAUGCAAUAUGCUGAGGGCUCUUUGAUGGCUCUGAUGUCGACCAACCUCAUUUUCAGCUUCCUCAAAGGCGACAAAAUUCCCUUCUUCCUCCGCCCCAUCACCAGUGGCAUCUACAGCAAAUUCGAUGGCAUGUACUUCGGGCCAAACUUCAAAACCCACUUUGACUUUUUGGAAUCUCAACUCGCUACUGCACCCAAUGGUGGAGGUUUCCUUUGCGGCAAGGAUCUCACUGCCGUUGACAUCUUGAUGUCGUUCCCUUUGCAAGCUGGCCAGAAGAGACUGAAGAUCAUCAAUGCGACGGAUUAUCCUAAAUUGAAUGCUUAUGUCAAUAAGCUUGAGAGUAUGGAUGGGUAUAAGAGGUCGGUCGAGAGGAUUGAGAAGGAAACUGGUGAGCGUUAUACUACUAUGAUGGGUGCCGAGUAA
Aureobasidium namibiae CBS 147.97 is the source of this 777-nucleotide messenger RNA. RefSeq lists its product as uncharacterized. Bases 1 to 777 code for a protein of 258 amino acids. NCBI's taxonomy places the organism in Eukaryota, Fungi, Ascomycota, Dothideomycetes, Dothideales, Saccotheciaceae. The record is from RefSeq and is a predicted model, not a curated record. The transcript is spliced from 3 exons.